AAGAGGCGAUGAAAUUCAUCAACGUUUCGAUCACCAAGAUCAAGAAAAUGCAGGAGAAGCAGCGGAUGUCGAUGCUUGUCUCGCUUCUCGAGGUCGAGAAAGCAGUGAGGGAAGUUCUUGAUUUGCUUGCAAAAGCAAAGAUGGGAGAAGAGGAGAUUUUGCAGAAGAUUGAAGAAAGAAGAAUUGCAAGGAAGAAUAAAGACUUUGAUAGAAGCGAUGAGAUUAGAAACACCUUGGCACUUGCAGGGAUCUCCCUCAUGGAUAUUCCUGGAAAAAACAGUGUGUGGAGGCCUUGCAUACCUCAGUCUCAGAGUGACUCAGCCAAAGUCGACGCUACACAACAGUCAACGCCUCCUUGAUUUCUCUCUAUUGCUUUUGUUUCUCUUCUUUUUAAGUCUUUUACGAUUUCACUGGGAUAUGUAAUUCCUUGGCACUGAAACAAUCAAAAUUUGACAGUUUU
Arabidopsis arenosa is the source of this 460-nucleotide messenger RNA. The record is from the annotation of a GenBank genome assembly. Lineage: Eukaryota; Viridiplantae; Streptophyta; Magnoliopsida; Brassicales; Brassicaceae.